AUGCAGUGUCUUCUUUCAUUCAAUGCUUUGGCCUUCCUUGGCAUGAGAAGAAAUUUUGCCCCCCAAAAAAAAAUGUGGCAUAAUGCAAGCAAUUUGACCAGAAUUCCGAAAAUCAACCGCACCCACCAUUUAGUGGCCAAUAAGGCGAAUGCUGCAUAUUCAACCGUCAAUUUUCCAUCUGAAACCCGGAAGCCAUUGAUGGACAGUUCCGCAUCUCGGGACAAUAAAAUGUGGGCGAAUUUGGUGCACUUGUCAAGAAUAACUAAACCUACCGGGAUUUGGCUGCUGUAUCUUCCUUGCGCUUGGAGCACUCAAUUCGGCUCGUACUCGAUGCUUUCAACCACACCGACACUGGUGUUUUGCAAUCCCAAGCUUUUAGUAAUGUUCCUUUUCGGAUCGGUGUUUAUGAGAACGGCUGGGUGUGUCCUUAAUGAUAUAUACGACCGUAAGAUAGAUUCGCUUGUUGAGAGAACCUCCGGUCGCCCAUUAGCUGCGGGAACUCUUUCCAUUGCUACUGCAUAUAAAUUUAUGGGGGUCCUAUGCGUUGGAGGAUUGGGAAUUCUUUCCCAGUUGCCACCUCUAGCAGCAGCUAUCUCAUUUGCAGCUGUUCUUCCAUGUAUAAUUUAUCCACUCAUGAAGAGGAUUACUUAUUAUCCACAGCUAAUGUUGGGCGUUGCAUUCAAUUGGGGGGCUCUGGUCGGCUACCCUGCAGUUUUGCUGCCUUUGGCGUGCGUGGCCGAUCCACUUUCAAUUUCUGCGCUGUAUCCGAUGUUGCCAACGAUGUUGCCUUUAUACUUUGGCGGGAUUCUCUGGACAUUGGUUUAUGAUACAAUCUAUGCAUACCAAGAUCUCAAAGACGACGUAAAAAUUGGCGUCAAAUCAACUGCCAUCAAGUUUGGGCCCAAUCCAACGAAAGUGCUGUCCCUUUUCUCUGCCUUGGCAAUAUUUUCAUUCAACAUCGCUGGCUGGAUCAAUGGCCAAUCGCUUGUUUAUUUUGGCCUUCUAAAUGGCGGACUGCUCCCUUUUCUUCUCUGGCAAGUAAAUUGGGCCAAUUAUUCAUCCCCAGCGAGCUGCUGGAAGAUGUUUUCGCUGUCUUCGUAUUUUGGAUUGGCUUUCUUCUGUAUUAUUUUGAUAGACUCAUACCUUCUCGGUCGGAGAAAGGAAGCUGCAGAGCGUGGAUCUUAA
This is a messenger RNA of Mitosporidium daphniae, 1185 nucleotides long. RefSeq names its product 4-hydroxybenzoate hexaprenyltransferase. Gene Ontology annotation, molecular function: 4-hydroxybenzoate polyprenyltransferase activity. The transcript has a single exon. Gene Ontology annotation, biological process: ubiquinone biosynthetic process. The record is from RefSeq and is a predicted model, not a curated record. NCBI's taxonomy places the organism in Eukaryota, Fungi, Microsporidia. Gene Ontology annotation, cellular component: mitochondrial inner membrane. Bases 1 to 1185 code for a protein of 394 amino acids.